Molecule: messenger RNA, 1221 nt
Organism: Cheilinus undulatus (humphead wrasse)
Lineage: Eukaryota; Metazoa; Chordata; Actinopteri; Labriformes; Labridae
Product: vertebrate ancient opsin-like
Exons: 4
Coding region: 1-1221 (406 amino acids)
Biological process (GO): G protein-coupled receptor signaling pathway; visual perception
Cellular component (GO): photoreceptor outer segment; membrane
Molecular function (GO): G protein-coupled receptor activity
Source: RefSeq, a predicted model, not a curated record
AUGAUCGUGUCCAACGUGAGUCUGAGCGGCUGCGCGGAGGUCAACAGCGCUCUGUGCGCCGGAGCCGGGGAAGGGCACCUGGGGGGCGGCUCGUACCGAACCACCCUCACCCCGACGGGGAACUUGGUAGUGGCCGUGUGCCUGGGCUUCAUCGGCACGUUCGGACUUCUCAACAACCUGCUGGUGCUCGUGCUCUUCUGCCGCUACAAGAUGCUGCGGUCUCCCAUCAACCUGCUGCUGAUUAACAUUUCCAUCAGCGACCUGCUGGUGUGCGUACUGGGGACUCCGUUCAGCUUCGCGGCCAGCACGCAGGGACGGUGGCUCAUUGGAGAGGUGGGCUGCGUGUGGUACGGAUUCGCCAACUCGCUGUUUGGCAUCGUCUCCCUGAUCUCGCUGGCUGUCCUCUCCUAUGAGCGCUACAGCACCAUGAUGACCCCGACUGAAGCUGACUCCUCCAACUACUGUAAGAUCUCCCUGGGCAUCACGCUGUCAUGGGUCUACUCACUCAUCUGGACCAUGCCGCCACUCUUUGGCUGGAGCAGCUAUGGCCCCGAGGGUCCCGGGACCACCUGCUCUGUCGACUGGUCAGCCAAGACAGCCAACAACGUCUCUUACAUAAUCUGCCUGUUUGUGUUCUGCCUCAUCGUGCCGUUCCUGGUGAUCGUGUUCUGCUACGGGAAGCUGCUGUGUGCCAUCAGACAGGUGAGCGGGAUCAACGCGUCGAUGAGCAGGAAGCGUGAGCAGCGCGUCUUAUUCAUGGUGGUGAUUAUGGUCAUAUGCUACUUGUUGUGCUGGCUGCCGUACGGCGUCAUGGCCCUACUCGCCACCUUCGGGCCGCCGGGCCUGGUCACGCCCGAGGCCAGCAUCAUCCCCUCGGUGCUGGCCAAGACGAGCACAGUCAUCAACCCGGUCAUCUACGUCUUCAUGAAUAAACAGUUUUACAGAUGUUUCCAAGCCCUGCUGCGCUGUGAGACUCCACGACGAGGUUCCAGCAUCAAAAGCUCCUCCAAGGUCGCCACCAAGGCCAUGAGGGGUGUUGCAGUUGCCGGCCCAAGACGCACCGACGAUUUCCUAUAUAUGGUAGCCUCUCUGGGUCAACCGGCCACAACCAUACCCCAACUGGGACCCUCCUAUGAACCCACAAUGGAUAUCACGAGACCCCCCUCCUCAGACAUAAACAAACCUGUGGUGGUAUCACUGGUGACCCACUUUGAUGGCUGA